Molecule: messenger RNA, 1066 nt
Organism: Paramecium sonneborni
Lineage: Eukaryota; Ciliophora; Oligohymenophorea; Peniculida; Parameciidae
Source: the annotation of a GenBank genome assembly
AUAUAAAUGGGUUUGAGAUAAUUGGAUUUUUUUAGAAAAUUAAAUACUGAUAUUGGGGACACAUCAUCAUCUCUAGGAGGAUUCUUGACCCUUAUAGCAUUUGCAGUAAUCUACUAACAUAUUUCUUGAUAGUUGGUGACUAUUUUAACAAUAAAUGAAUGCAGAUUGUUUUUUAGCACAGAAUUAAACUAUCAAACUGUGAUUGACAAUGACACAGAAUAAUUUAUUAAAGUUCAUUUGGAUAUGAUUGUUGGAGCUCCUUGUAUGGUGUUGUCAUUGGAUUAAUAGGAUGAAGUUGGAGUACACGUAAUGGAUGUUUCUGGUACAUUGAAAAAGAUUAGUCUUGAUAAAGAAAGACAUGUGUUGCCCUCAGUAAUUAAACAAUAAUAUUCAUAUUAAGAUUGAAAAUAGUGAAAGUCCUAAUUAUAGAGGGAGUGAGUAAGAAUUAUAAGAUGCAAUUGAAGGAAUAAAUGAAGGAGAGUAAUGCUAAUUGUAGGGAUACUUUUCAGUAAAUAAGGUUCCAGGUAAUUUCCAUGUUAGUUAUCAUGCUCAUCAUCAUUUAAUAUAGAGAAUACAUUAAAGAGAUUUAUAAACAUUUAGAAAAUUAAAAUUAGAUCAUUCUAUAUAUGAAUUAAGAUUCGGUGAUAUCUCAACAUCUUAAAAGAUGAGGAAAUACCCUAAAUCUUUAUCAAAAUUUUAAUCUUCCUGGAAAUCAAUUGCCAAAUCUGCUAAUGAAGGAGAGAAAUAAGAUUACGAAUAUUAUAUUAAUGCUUUGCCAGUAAGGUUUUAUGAUGAAAAUGAAAGAAAUUAUUAAACAGUUUAUAAAUACUCUAUUAAUGAAGCAUAAAUGACAAGAACAUUUACAGAAAUAGAUUCAAUAUACUUUAAAUAUCAAAUAAGCCCAGUCAAUAUGGUCUAUUCAAUAUAAAAGAAAUCAGUCUAUCAUUUUAUUGUUUAAUUAUUGGCAAUUGUAGGAGGAGUCUUUGCAGUUAUAGGAAUCCUCAAUUCAAUCGUAUAAAAAGCAUUUUGAGUUUAUUUUUCAUAAAUAUCCACAAACAAGUCAAUG